Penicillium daleae is the source of this 1125-nucleotide messenger RNA. RefSeq lists its product as uncharacterized. Lineage: Eukaryota; Fungi; Ascomycota; Eurotiomycetes; Eurotiales; Aspergillaceae. The record is from RefSeq and is a predicted model, not a curated record. The transcript has a single exon. Bases 1 to 1125 code for a protein of 374 amino acids.
AUGGACGCGAGCUCCCUCCCAGAUUUCAAGAUCCUGUCGCACCCAACCAAGUGGGACAAGAUCGACUAUGAUCAGCAAUCCUCGCUAUCAACAGACGAGGAUAUCACUCUAAACGCAACUUCGUCGUGGACAUACUGCGGCCCACUCCUCCCACUGAACGCGAAGAACCUACCCUCCUCAUUCCACACCUGGGCCCAGUCCACUAUCAACGGCUCAAUCGUGUCUCCCUUAUUCGCCUUUUUAGAAUUCGUACACGACUUCCUCACAGCAAACGAUAUAUCAACCUACUGGCUCACGAUACGCGCAAGCCAAGGCUCCGACGAAUUCGACAUCCCCCGAUGGCAUACAGAUGAUCUCUUCUUCUCCCCAGUCUCUCCCAACAACCUCCACCCCCAAUCCAAAUCGCAAUCCCAGCGCCGCUCUCUGCUCCCUUCCUUCUCUGGCGCCACCAACGUCCACAAGCGGACAUCAUCGUCACUCUCGAAUCUGGGCAAACCCAACAAAAACAACCGAUCUACAGCCCUCUCCACCACGGAAAUAAACGCCAAAACACCCCUCCCACCCUCCGUCCAAAUAACAUCUUCCUCGCCCAACCCGACAAACUGGAAACUAACCACCACCCUCCUCGGCCCGGGAACCCUCUUCAUAGCCCCCCACCUCAACGCCCAAGCCCGCACCCUCCAACGAAGCACCAAAAUGUCCGUCCGCGCCUCAAACCCAGAUCACAUUUGUCUCUCCAUCCGCUGUGUAGGCUGUGCCUCAGCCGCAGAGUCAGUCCGAGCUAUACUCGCCGCGCAGCUAGGCGGGUAUGACGGUAGUGCAGGUGGUGGUUCUGGUGCUUUCAAUGGGCAUGGGCAUGGGCACGGAUCUACAUUUGGAAAGGGUAUUAUCCAGGCGCGCACAGGCGAGUGCGUAUUCUUCCGAGUUGGUGAGGACGAAGGCGCGGUACAUUCGGAGCCGAUGUCCCACGGGGAUCGUAUCUUUGUUAAUGUUGUACCCGGGUGUGAAGAGGAUUUGAGGUGUUUGAUGGGGAAAUGGGGGAUGGAGUAUCCGCGGGCUUGGUGUGUGGGGUUGCCGUUUCAGGGGGUUGAGGGGGGUUGUAGGAGGAAUGUUGGUGAGGUUUGA